AUGGAACUUCUUUUAGUGCUGUUUCUCAUUAGCCUAGCCGCGUCAAGACCGGUACCGUCGCCGGAAAGUGGGUGUGUAAUCAUGGGAGAUAUCCGGGUCUGCGAAAUUAAUGAAGGCGAUGGACCCCCAGAAACCUUAAAUCAGAUACCGACACCGAAAAAUGGGUGUGUAACCAUGGCGGGGAUUGACAUCUGCCAAAUUAAACAUGAUGGAUCCAGGGGAGCUUCUAAAAAAUUGAGGAGAUUGCGUAACAAAGAUAGUGCGAUAAAUUUAGUAAGUGGUUAUGUACCGUAUAACAGAAACAGAAAACAACGAAAGUGUGAGACCUCAAAGUGCCUCCGGCCCGAAACAGACGAAUAUAUGCUCACCAUUGGGGAGAGUGAUUUCGGGAGUAUGUGGAAA
Iphiclides podalirius (scarce swallowtail) is the source of this 402-nucleotide messenger RNA. NCBI's taxonomy places the organism in Eukaryota, Metazoa, Arthropoda, Insecta, Lepidoptera, Papilionidae. The record is from the annotation of a GenBank genome assembly.